This is a messenger RNA of Juglans microcarpa x Juglans regia, 1167 nucleotides long. RefSeq lists its product as uncharacterized. The coding region runs from base 362 to 751 and encodes 129 amino acids. NCBI's taxonomy places the organism in Eukaryota, Viridiplantae, Streptophyta, Magnoliopsida, Fagales, Juglandaceae. The transcript is spliced from 3 exons. The record is from RefSeq and is a predicted model, not a curated record.
CUGUGCAUCUUCACGGCAAUGAAAGACAAAGGAAAUCCUUAUGACAUGGUCUCCUUUAUUUAUUUCUCACUUGCUGCUGCUCCUAUUUAAAAGCACGCAUACAUAUUACUACAUUUUCAGUGUCUUUAAGCGGUUCUUUCGUCCUUUUACUCCACGGAUUUUCUGGUGGACUUUGGAGUUCUCUCAAUCUAUAGGUGAAGAAAGCCCGUUAUACUAGUCUACUUUUUGGAGUGGGCUAAGUAGCUUAAAAAGGGGGAGUUUUUAGUACGUAGUCCUUAAGCCAUUGGAGCACUUUUUUCUGAGUUCAUUCUCAUUUGGUAUUUUCUGGUGUGUUGGAAUCACUUAGUAGUAGUUGGACAUUAUGAAGGUUUCUGGGUUAUGCGUCUUGUUCUUGGCACUGGGGACAGAUUUCUUGCUUCUCAACUUCUCGAGUGGUAUAAGUACUGGUUCCUUUAUUAUUCCCGAAAUGGUCUUCGCCCAACAUGCUGGCGGCGAUGCUAUGCCAUUGACCACAGCGAGUAGGAGGCUGAAGGAAAAUGGCCAUAAUUCGCGCUCUGAGAAGAAGCACCGCCAAAUAGGUGAUGUAAAUCUGGAUGAUUACCAUCCCAUGAUCCAGUACCAAAUUCAAAGGCUUCCUUCAAACCUGGACCUAUCGAACACGGGACUCCUCUCAUGCCAUUUAUUCCAAGACCUUCGCGGCCUCCUACCCCUCCUGAAACUGGAGGAUUUGCAUAGCCUACUCACGAUCUAGAUCUGUUCUUCAACAGUGGAUAUGCAUGUAGUGAGAAGUAUGAAAAAAAAUGAAGAACCUUGCGCGCAACUUAAUCAUAUACUCUCGUUGUUUCUCUGUAUUUAUCAAUCAUGUAGUUGUCUUCUUUCAUCCUCUCAAAAUAUGAUUGUCACCUUGAUCUUUUCACUUUAAUUAUUCUAUUUAGAGCAAUCACUUUAGAGAUGAUAAAGUAUUGAAGUUGGUUUAAUGUGAUGUUAUUUUCUAGAAAACUCUUCAUAUUAUGUUUAAGUUUACUAAGUUUAGUCUUUACUAUUAUUAGCUAUUCUUGGAAGUUGUCUUUCUGAUUUAAAGAAGUUGUGAGUCUCAAUGUAAACAUAUAUAUCAGAUUAAUGAGAAAUGAAGGGGUAGAACAUUUAGAAUCAAUCUUCACGUUGUAG